CCCCGCGGUCCGCGCCCCCUUCUCUUUCAGCCUCGGGCUCUGGGGAGGCUCUGUGGACCUGCUGACUGGGAAGCGGUAUGGCAGCGACUCUGGGCAGCGGGGAGCGCUGGACCGAAGCUUAUAUUGAUGCAAUUAGAAGAAACAAAUACCCGGAAGACAGACCUCAUGAGAGUCCUGACCCCUGUGGUUGCUGUAACUGCAUGAAGGCACAAAAGGAAAAGAAGUCUGAAAAUGAGCGGACUCAGACGUGGCAGGGGGAGGGAAGCUCUACUUACAGUGAGGAACAGCUGCUUGGGGUACAAAGAGCGAUCAUUGGAGGUCCGGACUGCGGGCCCUGGGAAGAGUCGGCUGUUAAGCAGGACAGGCAGCGGCGGCAAAGACACCUGGCGGGCCGGAUAAAUGUCCUAGCAAAGACUGUGCUAAUGUGCUUCUUUUUGUUGGUUGCAGCAAUAGGAAAUGCCUUUGCAGUCCUGAGCAAUCCUGAUAAGAGACUUCGCUAUGACGAAUAUGGAGAUGAGCAAGCUACUGUCACUGCCCCUCGAGCCAGACCUUAUAAUUAUUAUAGGGACUUCGAAGCUGACAUUACUCCAGAAGAGCUAUUCAACGUCUUCUUUGGAGGGCAUUUUCCUACAGGAAAUAUUCAUAUGUUUUCAAAUGUGACAGAUGAUACUCGCUAUUACCGCCGGCGGCACCGACAUGAGAGGACGCAGACACGGAAGGAAGAGGAAGAAGAUAAACCUCAGACGACAUAUUCUGCAUUUAUUCAGCUACUUCCAGUUCUUGUGAUUGUGAUUAUAUCUGUUAUUACUCAGCUGCUGGCUGCUAAUCCUCCAUAUAGUCUAUUCUAUAAAUCGUCAGAGUCGGAGUUGACUAAUUUGGCAGGAUUAUACAGAGAUGAACGAUUGAAACAGAAAGCAGAGUCGCUGAAACUUGAAAACUGUGAAAAACUUAACAAACUUACUGGCCUACGCAGAGGUGGCUGAGAGGAUACUGAUCCUACGCAGGGCCUUCCUGUGGAGAUGAGCUGCUAGGAUUGAGCUGCCCAGAUUAUCUUGAAUCUUUGAACUUGAAAGGAUCGCUAGGUGAGUGUGGUCUACAUUCUAUGUUCUCUUUAGGUUGGAAGAAAAGUUUCUAUUGGAAAAAGAGUCUACAUUAAAACUGAUUUCCAAAGUAAAGUUUCUUCAUUCAGAUGCAUGCCCAUGAUUUAGACAACACUGUCUAGCAUAGUUCAUCAUUAAACAUUCCACAGUAGAUGGGUUUAUAGGUAAGGAAUGGGGGUUUUGUAGGCCAGUAGCAGACAAUGCUUAGUUUAGGGGGGGGAGCUUUUCUAGAAAAAGCCAGGUUUUGUAGCCCCGCCAAGCCUAUUCUGGUUUUGAGGGACCUCCUUAACCCCCUCUAAGAAACUAAAGGAUGUGCCCAUGAGCCAAACAGGUUUAUGGAAAGUUGUUUUCCUAUACAUACAAAAAUCAAAGCUUUCCCCUCCCCAACCCCAACCUCUGCUAGAAAAUGGGCCAUAAUGAAACUGAGUUGGCAGGCUAAAAGACCCUGCUCUAGUCACACAGUGAUGAGUUACCUGUGAUAAUACAAAACAGAGGCAAUAGUAAUUACCUCCAUUAAAUGUUACGUCAGUUGUCUAGUUUUUAUAUCGCUGAUGGUACUGUCUUAUUACCAGCAGACCACAACACUCACAUUGGUUUCUUUCAAGUGAACCAUACUUUCUUUUGGUUGAAGAAUAGUUUAAUCUAUGUGGUACUGUUCAGAAUAUUGUUAAACUAUGAUUUCCUGCCUGGUUUAUGUUUUAGAUGAGUUGUCUGCAUGGUGGUAAAAUAGCUUUUUCCUCUUGCCCACAUCCUUUGGAAGAUUUCCUGAUCAUAUAAAAACUCUUUAGGUAAAGCUUAUUCAUGCUAUCAGAACUUGGCACACAGCUCUAGACUGUUAUUUUGGGCUAUUACUGCAGAUUGGAGACAUCUGUGAUAGGAGUGGGGCUCAGAAAUAAGGCUGAAGCUCUAGCAGAAACUGAAGCUCUCAUUCAAAUGAAAAUGCUCUCUGUAGUGAGGCAGGAAGGAUGAAAAAAAUCCUUCUCAACACAAAAACACUGCGGCUUGAAGGAAUCUGUGUCCCCAGAUUAGCAACUGUAGGGCUCAUCUAUUCAAGCCAGAAAACUUCUAAGCUUCCUUGAUAAGCUCCAGGCCUCAUGAUUUGGGAGAAGUGACCAGUAAGAAGAUGCUGUUCCUGGCUCGGCACCUGUAGCACAGUGAUUGCAG
Messenger RNA from Otolemur garnettii (small-eared galago), 2264 nucleotides. It is a transcript of the gene DNAJC18, whose product is annotated as DnaJ heat shock protein family (Hsp40) member C18. The transcript has 9 exons. Gene Ontology annotation, biological process: cellular response to misfolded protein. The coding region runs from base 78 to 983 and encodes 301 amino acids. NCBI's taxonomy places the organism in Eukaryota, Metazoa, Chordata, Mammalia, Primates, Galagidae. The record is from RefSeq and is a predicted model, not a curated record. Gene Ontology annotation, molecular function: Hsp70 protein binding. Gene Ontology annotation, cellular component: endoplasmic reticulum membrane.